AAAGGGAGAGGAGAAAUGUUGACUAUGGUGGGCCUCACGGGUUCCUCGUGAUCCUGACGACCGCCAUUUCCCUAUUUUGGUGUUUGUCUGCAUUGCAUUAUCCAACGGGUGAGUGGGUGCGUCGGUCAAAGAAGCGGACGCGGAGGGUUUCGAAGAAGUUUCGGUGCCCUGAGAUGCUGCGGUGAGUGCUCUUGGGUUUCUGACUGGCGAAAGUUCCGCUACGAUAGGCGAGGGUUUGGAUCUGUUGUCAGUCGGUGAAUCGAUCCGUGUCGAGAUGGGAACGUCUUCUGGAUCUCAUUUCAACAAUCAAUCCUCAAUGCUACCUCCUCGGCAACAGCAGCAGCAGCUCCGACCAGGAGGCGGGGUACUGCAGACCUCUCUCUCCUUGGUUUCACCAGAUGCCUGUGGAUCUCCAAAUCUUCAGGAACGCGGCUCGAAUUCUGAUAACAUGCGUGAAUCUCCAUCUGAAAGUGCCAGUUCAAGAGAAACCUGGCCUACUGCUGAGGCAUUGGCAGCAAAGAAACUGGAGAAGGAAAAGGAAAGAGAUAACGGCUUUGCCGAGCACUCUGUUGUCCGCCACAUUGCGAGUUCAGAUAAGAUGUCUCUUCGAGAUGUAGCUGGAGAAAGAGUGGAAAUUAUUGCCGAUAGAAUGCAGAAUCUUCCGGAUGAGUAUCUUGACAGGUUCAAAAAUGAACUUCGAUCGUUUCUUGAAGGGUUGGGUAGUUCUCACCAAAGAGAAGAGUUCUUAUCCCUGCAAAAGCAGGUUCAAAGUAGAGGCGAUUUGACUGAAAAAACACUGAUAAUGGCGCACAGGGUUCAGCUUGAAAUUCUAGUUUCUAUAAAGACGGGAAUUCAGGCGUUUUUGCAUCCAAGUGUUUGCCUCUCUCAAGCAUCACUUAUUGACAUUUUCUUAUACAAGAGGUGCCGAAACAUAGCGUGUGGAUCUACAUUACCGGCAGAGGAUUGUGGCUGCGACCUGUGCUCGAAAAGAAAUGGUUUCUGCAAUCUGUGCAUGUGUGUGAUCUGCAACAAGUUUGAUUUCGAGGUUAACACAUGCCGCUGGAUCGGGUGCGAUGCGUGUUCCCAUUGGACUCACACUGAUUGUGCCAUUCGUAACGGACAGAUUGGUAUGGGCCCUUGUGUUAAAAAUUCGUCCACUUCAGCAGAGAUGGUUUUUAGGUGUCAAGCUUGCUCUAGGGCUUCUGAGCUUGUGGGAUGGGUUAAAGAUGUCUUCCAGCACUGCGCUCCGAGCUGGGAUCGGGACGCUUUGAUUCGAGAACUUGACUUUGUAAGUCGUAUUUUCCGCGGGAGUGAGGAUCCGAAAGGCAGGAAAUUGUUCUGGAAGUGUGAGGAGCUAAUUGAGAAACUGAGAAGCGGCAUUGCAGAUUCGGUGGCUUGCAAAGUAAUCUUGUUGUUCUUUCAAGAGCUCGACACCGACAGUUUAAAAAAUCAAGAAGGUGAAGAAUCUGGAAGGAUGGUAUCCCCACAAGAAGCAUUCAAUAAGAUAGCCGACGUAGUGCAGGAAGCUGUUAGAAAGAUGGAAAUGGUCGCGGAGGAGAAGAUGCGGAUGGUGAAAAAGGCUCGUCUGGCUGUAGACGCUUGCGAACAAGAGCUCAAGGAUAAAGCUCGGGAGGUUGCUGCACUGAAGAUGGAAAGGCAGAGGAAGAUGAUGCAGAUCGAUGAGCUGGACAGUAUCGUUCGUCUUAAACAAGCCGAGGCCGACAUGUUCGAGCUCAAGGCUAACGAGGCCCGUCGGGAAGCUGAGAGGCUGCAACGAAUUGCACUCGCCAAGACUGAAAAAUCGGAAGAGGAUUACGCUAGUAGGUACCUCAAACAAAGAUUGCACGAGGCAGAAGCCGAGAAGCAAUACCUGUUCGAAAAAAUCAAGCUUCAGGAAAGUUUGAAGCCGACCCAAAGCAGCGCCGGAACAAGCGACCCUGCCUCAAUGAUGUACAACAAAAUCCAAGAUUUGCUCAAGAACAUGUACAAUGGGCCGCCAAAAGCAGAUGGCUAGCCUCCUAAUCGUCAUUUUCAGGGUGGUAUUUACCGGUUCGGUUGGCCUGUAUAUUAUGUCGUUAAUCUUACAAAUUGGUUUAACUCUGUAGCGUAGAGAAGACACUUAGUUACAUCUUUCUCGCGCUCAUGCUUUGUAUCUGUACUAUUAUACUGCCGUGUGGUUGUUUUUAGUGAUCUUUAGUUUGGAUA
Molecule: messenger RNA, 2205 nt
Organism: Andrographis paniculata
Lineage: Eukaryota; Viridiplantae; Streptophyta; Magnoliopsida; Lamiales; Acanthaceae
Product: OBERON-like protein
Exons: 3
Coding region: 275-2014 (579 amino acids)
Cellular component (GO): nucleus
Source: RefSeq, a predicted model, not a curated record